AUGCGUUUAAGUCAAGCCCUAAAAGAAAAACGGCCGCUUUACGAGAAGAGACACGACAAAGUGAUUUUGUUACAUGAGAACGACCGGCCUCAUGUUGCAAAACCAGUGAAAAUCUACCUGGAAAUACUUCGAUGGGAAGUUCUACCCCACCUGCCGUAUUCACCUGACAUAGCCCCUUCCGAUUUUCACCUAUUCCGUUCGAUAGCACAUGGCUUAGCUGACCAGCGUUUUCAUUCUUACGAAGAAACUAAAAAAUGGGUCGAUUCUUGGAUAGCCUCAAAAGACAUGUCGUUUUUCCAACGCGGAAUUCAUAUACUGUCAGAAAGAUGGGAGAAAGUGGUCUCUAGUGAUGGCAAGAUGAGCGACGAAGAACUUGUUCAGUGUCCUUAUAAUCCCAAUCACCAGGUUCCUAGAUCUCAAAUAGACGAGCAUAAAAAAAUAUGUAAAUUUUUGAUGGAUCCUAAUCAAGAAAAACAAAUUACAAUUUCAUCCUACGACGAGCCCAGACCCUCAACAUCUUACCAGGAGUCACCUCAGGAGGGAAGUUCACUUCAGGAGGAGAGUUCUCAUCAGGGGGGAAGUCAAUUGGCAACUCGUCCAAUUUCUGGAAGUCCUUCUACUCCAGAACGGAGAUCAUCAGACGAACCAUCAGAUUUACAGAAACCAUCACCAAAUAGAUUACAAACGUCAACACCUUACUCAAAGCCGUUUCAAAGUAGUGACACUUCAGAUGAUACAGAUAUAGAUUUAUGUGGAUCAGAAGGUUCUUCGGACAAUCAGUCGAAAUCACAGAUGACAAAUAUACACAGUAGUACUGAUGACUCUUCUUCAUCAAGCGAUGAUUCGGUAUUAUCACCUGAAGAUACUAUGUCAGAUAACAACGGAAGGUCUCUAUCUUCUAUGGGUUUAACAUAUUGUACAAAUGUGUCUUCUACUUCACAAGAAACAGAUAGUUCACAACAAGAAGACAGUUCACAAAAAGCAGCUAUUUUACAACAGCCAAAACUGAUAUUGGGAAGGAAGGAUAAAAAAAUGGAUGAUGAAAGUUCGGUUGAUCUAUCGUCACGUUUUUCUCAAGAACUGUCUGAUCCAUUAGAAUUUGAAAUGGAAGAACAUUCCUUACCUGGAAAUGUUCAACAAAAAUACUCAAAACCAGGUUGUUCUUAUGCUGGAACAACAAAUGAUUCGGUUGAUCUACAACGGCUAAUUCCAGUAGUAGAAUCUUCUCCGUUUGGAGAGCUUUCAACAUCAGAAUCAAUUAGUUCAUCUACUGAAACAACAGAUGAUUCGGAUGAUUCACAACGACUAAGUAAAAAAAGUAAAAUGAAACCUAAAGAAAUGGUUACAGAAGAAAAAACAGAGGAAGAAACGUCAUAUCAUUCGACAGAUCAGUCUACUUCAUUAGAAGUUUAUAUGAAAGAAUCUUCUCUUUCUGAAAAGGAUUCACAAGAACAAUCACCACCAUCUUGUAUUCCUGGUCAGCGUACAUAUUAUUCGGAAGUUUCACAACAGCUAGGUAGAAAAAGGAAAAUGGAACAUGAAGAAAUAGAUACAGAAGAAAUAAUGAAUGUUAAAGUGUCACAUAUUUCAACAGAAGUGACUACUCAAUCAGAAGUUGGAGUGGCAGGACCUUCUUCGUCUGUUCCAAAAGAACAAUCAAAACCAGUUGGUUCUCCUAAUGGGAAAACACAAGAAUCAGUUGGUUCACAACGUCAAAGUAGAUCUAGGAAAAAUAAAUAUGAAGAACUAAUGGAGAUGGAUCCGGUUAGAUCACGACACCGAAGUAAGCCUUUUAAAAAAGAAUAUGCAAGAAUGUAUACAGAAGAAAAAAAGGAGGCUAAAAGGUCAGAUGUUUCGACAGAAGAGACGAUUCCAUUAGAAGUUCAAAUAGAAGAAUCUUCUUCGUCUGGAGAUGUUUCAGAUAUACCAGUUACUCAUCAUGGUGAAACAAUAUAUGAUACUUCAGAUAAUUCAUCAAGUAAUUUACAAGAUGCAGGUAGAUCACUACAAUCAGAUAGUUUAUCAGAAGCUGAUAGUUCACAAAAAGAG
This is a messenger RNA of Polistes dominula (European paper wasp), 2049 nucleotides long. RefSeq lists its product as uncharacterized. NCBI's taxonomy places the organism in Eukaryota, Metazoa, Arthropoda, Insecta, Hymenoptera, Vespidae. The record is from RefSeq and is a predicted model, not a curated record.